Hemiscyllium ocellatum (epaulette shark) is the source of this 1428-nucleotide messenger RNA. Its product is annotated as centrosomal protein of 72 kDa-like. The record is from RefSeq and is a predicted model, not a curated record. The coding region runs from base 1 to 1428 and encodes 475 amino acids. The transcript is spliced from 7 exons. Lineage: Eukaryota; Metazoa; Chordata; Chondrichthyes; Orectolobiformes; Hemiscylliidae.
AUGAAUUCAGAUUUGCAGUAUGACCCUGUGUGUAAUAAGAAGGAGAGCUUGCUUCAGACCAGAGAAAGAAAUCUUACAAAAUACACAGAUACUUCUAUGAAAGAUUCUUCAGCAAACAGUGACAUAAACAGUAUAAUAUCACACGAUUAUCACAAGCAAAUAAACACAGAUACGAAAGCGUAUCAAUCCACGCUGGAGCCUCCGAAUUCUUAUUUAAACCGUCAGACAGAUAAAGCAAGCAUUGGAACUCACAAUGACAGAUCGUUUAAAAUUAAUUCAGACUUGAAAACAAGUAGCACAUAUGGAAUCAGAAAAAAUACCUAUGUAGAUGAUGGUGCUAGCAGCCAGAGAUCAAAAAUGACUUCUAGCAGCUUAAUACCUCGUCAUGGAACUUCAUCAUCUGACCACUUACUUGAUCGGCAAAGUUUGGUUUCACCCGCCAGUUCUUUCACAUCCCUUUAUUCCAAUAGUUCAAAGAGAGGUUUUAUUGACCAUAUGAGUGCAGAAUUUACAACCAACAAGAACUUGGAGAGACAAUCACAACUAACUACAGCCAAUGUAGAAAACUUUGAGUCUAAGUUAGAACCGAAGAAAACAAGCAGUUUAAGCUCACUAUCGUGCGCACAGCCAAGUUACGAUAGGAAGCAAACAACGCUGAAUAAAUUGCAUGAAGUAGAGGAAUGUGGAGAUUAUCGUCCUCGAACGCCAGCUGGGCUCAGUUGUAAUUUCUCUGCGAGUGUUUCCUCCCUCUUGCUAAAUCUACUUGAUCUAGUAGAUCAACAUUGGAAUGGUUCAAGAUCCCUUCAGUCAAACCAAAGAUUUCUGACUCCAGCUCAUGAACUACUGUCCAAUUUGGUUAACUCAGUGUCCAUACCAAAAAUUCAAAGCCUAGAGAAAAAGGUUAAAGCAUUGACUGAAGAAAACAAAUCUUUGCUGACCAGAACAGGUUUUGGCCUGGACACUGCAGAAUUACAGCGUGUGAAGCAUCAAUUAACUCAGAAACAAGAUGAUCUGGAAGGUUUAAGAGGAAGGCUAGCAAAAGUUUUGGAUGAAAAUAACAAGCUGCGUUCUCAACUAACAAGUUUGGAACUAGCUAAUUGUGCUGGAAAUCACCUACAGAACAAGGACUUGCAGAAAGAUAACGAAAGACUAAAUUUGGAGGUUGAAUACCUGAAUCAGCAAAUAAAACAAUACAGCAAAUUACAAGAAACUGUCACCAUGUUACAGGAGAGUCACAGAUCUCUAGUAUCUACCAAUAAUUACCUACAGCAGCAGCUGAACAUAACUAGUGCUGGCCAAAACAAUGAUGCACCAUACCAUCAUAAUUCUCAUCGGACGAAAGCAUGGAGUAAACUCCCACCUUCAGAAAUCACAGAAUUGCCCUUAUCAUCUAAACGUAGCUAUCACAGUACCUCAGAUAUACUGUAA